Naumovozyma castellii is the source of this 723-nucleotide messenger RNA. RefSeq lists its product as uncharacterized. The transcript has a single exon. The coding region runs from base 1 to 723 and encodes 240 amino acids. NCBI's taxonomy places the organism in Eukaryota, Fungi, Ascomycota, Saccharomycetes, Saccharomycetales, Saccharomycetaceae. The record is from RefSeq and is a predicted model, not a curated record.
AUGUGUGUUAUAUUGUCUGGUAAACCCUCCCAUGCACCUCAGUCAACCACUGGAAACUACACAAUGACAAAACAGCUUGGAACCACACCCGCCACGAGAACGGCAAGAAUCGUGUCUAGCACAUUGCUUGUCCUAGGUCUCAUCACCUUUCUGGUGUUCACAUGGAACGACUACUCUGAACAAAAUAUAGCAAAUGACCCAAACCCCACCAGAAGUCUGCUGUCGGAGGAUCUUCUCAUGCUCGCAAACACCUUCGACGAAAUUAAAAGCAGAACGUCUAUCGUGUCACACCAGGAAAGGCCCACUACCACUCUGCAAGCACUCCCUUCUCACGCAGCUGCAUUCAACGUACAACAACACUUUACCCAAAUAAUCCACACCUCUCCAGUGGUCCUCUUUAUGAAAUCUUCCCAGGAUGACUCCCGCCUCAUGAGAGACCUCCUCCAAAAGGAAUACGAAAUAUCACCAGAGAUAGCGGUAGUCGAUCUUGACAAGCACACCCAUGGGGCCGCAUUACAGGACUAUAUCCGUCUGAAUAAAUUAGACAACAGGGGAACAGCCUACGUGAAACUCCCUUACCUUUUCAUCAAUGAACAAUUUGUCCAUGUGGACGUCAAGAACGUUAAGAGCUUACAUAAAGACGGUGCGUUAUUAAAGACAUUUAAGGAUGCUGCGGGAGAAAACGUCUUUUGGCAUAAGACGGGGGUCCCCUCUAAUUCAUAA